Molecule: messenger RNA, 1104 nt
Organism: Drosophila nasuta
Lineage: Eukaryota; Metazoa; Arthropoda; Insecta; Diptera; Drosophilidae
Gene: obst-E
Product: obstructor-E
Exons: 2
Coding region: 172-936 (254 amino acids)
Cellular component (GO): extracellular region
Molecular function (GO): chitin binding
Source: RefSeq, a predicted model, not a curated record
UUAAGAUCUGCGUUUCGUUUCUAUCGCAAAACAGUCAAAAUUGUCAGCUCGUUGCAUGCACAUCGCGUUCGCUGCUCGCAUCUGAACGCCAUUCAUACAGUGCCUAAAGGACUUAUUGUGAAGGAUUAUUAUCCUCCGACACUCACACAAACACACACACAUCCAUACGAAAUGGCAAAAAUAAUAAUCAGUGCUUUGUUGUGCCUAGCCAUGUUUGGCUCAUUGGCUCAAGCAGCUGGCCCUAGUCCCUGCCGUGAAGCCAAUGGCACUGCACCUGUCUCUGGCUCCUGCGAUGCCUACAUCGAGUGCAGGAAUGGCGUGGCCGAGGAGAAACUCUGCCCCGAUGGUCUGCUGUAUAACGAGAAGUCCACUGGCUACCCAUGUGGCUAUCCCAUCGAUGUGGAGUGCACACAGAAAUCAGCGCGCCUGCAGGCUGCUCAGCCCACAGACGACUGUCCUCAUCAGUUCGGUUACUACCGCAUAGGUGACUCCUCGAGCUGUGGUCAGUUCAUGAACUGCGCGGCGGGUCGCGGCUUUGUCUUUGACUGCCCUGAAGGAUUGGCCUGGAAUCCGGCCACAUACAAGUGCGAUUGGCCCGAUCAGGUUGAGGAUUGCGAUGCAGAGAAAUUCUUGGGCUUCCGUUGUCCAGCUCCCGCACACAAAUCAGAACUGUUGGGCGAGCAGGAGGAGGACUACACAUUCCAUCCGUCGUCGGAUAACUGCCAGGUGUACUUCAUCUGCAUUGAGGGACGUCCACGUCGCAUUGGUUGUGGCGAGGAUCAGGCCUUCAACCAGGAGUUGAAGCAGUGCGACGAUAUCGACAACGUGCCCAACUGCAGCGCUGAUAUCCAGGCCAAGGGUGCCGAGAUUAAGGCAGCACGCGCCAAGGCAGCUGCAGCUCGCCCCAAGGCAACUGCACCUCGUUCCAAGUACUAAGAAAAAUGGGUGAAUUCUGAUGAAGUUUACUGGGAAGAUUUUGUAUAUGCAAAGCAGGCCAAGAGCUGCUCGAGUUUUCUAGUCUGUAGUUAAAAGGGUGCCAAUUGAUGUGCCAAUCUAAUGUAUAAUUUUUCCCUCUCACAAUAAAACAAAAUAAUGACAAAAAAA